AUGUUCGUGGCGCACCAGGCCCGGCCUGACCCAUUGGGUCCUCACAGGCCCAUGUGUGCCGACCACUGGCACUUCUGGGCCUCGUCGAAAGAGGCCACAGGUGAGCGCCUGGCCACCCUGCUGGUCACGCGCGCCGCCGCCGCCUUCUUCCUGGAUGGCCGCGCGGAGGACACGCUGCGGGAUCUGCACGACGCCUUCCGCGAGAGCCCCUCCGCCGUGCGCCGGCAGUUCCAGGCCGUGCUGUCCAUCCAGGACCAGGAGCGCGUCCGGGCCCAGGCCCAGGAGGCCGCGGAUGGGCUUCCCCGCUUCCAGGAGGCCGUGCGGAGCCGCCCCGAGCUCCGCGAAGACGCGGAUCGUGAGCUGCAGGCACCGGUGACCUGCGCGCUCCGAAUCCUGCUCCGUGUGGCACUGGCCAGGGCCCAGCCUACGCUGGGCACCCACCUGGCUGUUCCGGAUGUCAGGGCUCUGUGCGAGCGCCUGCUGCAGCCCCCUAGCCCUGGGGGCGCCGCCGAGGACCACGCCGGGGAGCGCGCACUGCUGCUGGCGCAGAGUGGCUUUUGCGCGCUGCACGCCAGGGACGCCCAGGGCGCUGGGGAGGACUUCCCUGCGGUGGUGGAGCAGGGGGCGCCACACCUUGGCAGCUGCGUGCUCGCUUGCGGCCGCGGGCUGUCGCAGGUGCUGGCCAGCAGCGCCUUCCUGGGCACUUUGGACUAUGUCACCGCGUGCGGGCUUUGGCCAAAGGAAGCGCUGUUGGCCACCAAGGCCUUCGUGCCCUGGAACCAGCGCGGGCUGCUGCUGAUCCUGCUGCGGGAGGAGGGCCGCCGGAUGCUGCAGCGCCUGCUCCCGCCCCGCGCCGAGCUGUCGAAGCCAGGCUGCGGGACCCGACAGCAGCGCGGCCCAGAGUGGGAUGCCCGCGGUGUGUACCAGCUGGCCUCGCUGCUAAUGGAGCUGGACGUGGAGGAUGAGGCUGCAUGCCUGCUGGCCGCCGAUGCCCUGUACCGCCUGGGCCGCCUGGAUGACGCUCACAGGACCCUGUGGGCAGCCCUGACACAGAGACCACCUACAGCCAUGGUGCUGGUGCAGCUGGUGCUGCUGCAGCUGCGCAGGGGCUUCUACCAUGACCGGCUCCCCCUGCAGCUGGUGAAGAGGCUCAUCCAGGCCAGGGACACCGCCUGCCUGCAGCCCACCUUGGAUGUCUUCUGCCCCAAGGACCUGCAGCUGCUCCAGGGCCACUGCCACACUCGGGCCCUGGCCAUCCUGUGGGCAUGGCCAGGCGCAGCCAACAGCAGGGCCUGCACCAGGGAUGCCAUCACCUAUCUCUCUCUGGCCAUCUUCGCUGCAAGGAGCCAGGCCAGUGAGUCCCUGCUUGCCCGAGCCAGCCGCUAUGGGCUCCUGGGCCAGAAGAAAACCGCCAUGUUCGACUUCAACUCCAUGCUGCGGGCCGAGCCAGGGAACGUGCAGGCUCUGUGUGGGUGGGCGCUUGUGCACCUGGCCCUGGGCCAGCUCCAGGAAGCCGUGGCCAACAGCCUCUCUGCCCUGAAGCUGGACCCGGCCGCUGUGGUGAGGCUCGACAUCCAGAGCCUCCUCGCGCAGGGCCUGCACGCUCACUGCCGGGCCCUGCUGAGCCGGCCCCUCCGGGAGGACGACGCCCAGGGCCUUCUGGCCGCUGGGGAGGCACUGGUCCAGAUGGACGGCGGGCAGCCCAGUGGGCACCUGCUGCUGGCCAACGCCCUCAUGGCGCUGGGCAGCUAUGAGGCAGCCGGUGCCCGUCUGCAGGGGCCCCUGCGCACCGCUCGGGCGUCCGUGGCAGCCAUGGUCGAGCAGGACGCCGCGGACCUGGACUUCCUGCUGUGACUGCUGGAGGCCUCCAAGCGACAAAUCCUCGCCCAGGCCGUUGCCCGGGAAGCCAAUGCCCUCCUGGACACGGGGCGGCCGUGGCAGGCGCUGGGCUUCUGCUCCCUGGCCAUGCUGGCCUGUGGUGGGGGUGCCUGCCACCUGCGCCUGCGUGCCACCUGCCUGGCCCAGCUGCAGGAAUGCGACCGAGCCCUCAGGGACCUGGACCAACUGCUCCAGGAGGGUGCAGGGGAUGGGGACCUCCCGUGGCAGGCAGAGGACCUCUGCUCCAGGGGCCGCCUGCUGCUGAGCCUGGGGGACGAAGUGGGGGCUGCAGCGGCCUUCAGCCAGGCCCGCACGCUGGCACCUGCCCCUACCCAGAGCAGCCUAUGGGGGCAGCUGGGCCGGACCCCCACCGUCUGCCUGUUCCUACACCAUGGGCAGCGCUGCCUGGAGCAGCAGCGCCACGCGGAGGCCUGGACAGCAGCCCAGAAUGGCCAACUGGUGGGCCCCAGCCACCGUGGCCUGAAGCAGUUGAAGGCCAGAGCCCAGAGAGGGGUGGACUCGGGCUGCCGGCUGCACUGA
Molecule: messenger RNA, 2418 nt
Organism: Lepus europaeus (European hare)
Lineage: Eukaryota; Metazoa; Chordata; Mammalia; Lagomorpha; Leporidae
Product: tetratricopeptide repeat protein 34-like
Molecular function (GO): protein binding
Source: RefSeq, a predicted model, not a curated record